AUGGAAGAAUCCAAGGUGACCUGGCUGAUGACUGGUUCUGACAAUGUCUCGCAUUCUUCGGCUUCAAUCUCCCUCUCUCGAAAGCUCUGGGGUCUUCGGCUUCAAAUCGACUCUCUCGAUUACUCUGGGAUUUCGUGGUCUUCAAGUCGAGCCGUGAGUAACUGGUCCAGCACGGUGGAUAUCAACUGGGCUCGGUGCGCAAUGGACAUCCCUCAAACGGGUUUAGCAAACUUUCCAAAUCCAAAUCACAUGCACAGUUACUAUGGACCAGUGCCUACAUGGUCACCAGCUUUUCUGCCAUAUCCAGAUGGCAGCCAAUAUCCCAGUAACAUUCAGAAUGUUGGUUACCCAUUUCAAUAUGGGUUUGGGCCUCCGACUCCUCACAUCGCUACAAGCUCCACAACGAGCGCAAGGGGUUGUUCAGAGAAUAGACCCGAUUGUAGGGAAACUGAAGUGCCAUGUACAAACUCAAUGGUUGAUGAAGAAAGUCAAGAGGAUAGACCCGAAUCACGGGAAACCGACGGUUGCACUACUGGUUCACCACAGUUAGUGCAAACGGAUGGUGAUGAUAUAAUUGAGGAGCCAAGGUCGGGGAUGGAAUUCAAUUCUUUUGAAGAUUUACAUAUCUAUUAUAAGGAUUAUGCUAAGAAAAGCGGGUUUGGGGUGAUGACACAAAGGAGUGAGAGGGGAGAUGAUCAAAGUAUCAGAUAUGUCACUCUUGGUUGUGCCCGUGGAGGGAAGGCCCGGGUUAAGAGUUUGAACGUCGCAGCACCACGCCCGACGGGAAAGACGGAUUGUAAGGCAAGGAUUAAUGCCUUAAAGGUUGAUGGAAAGAUGCGGUUGACAACAGUCCAUAAUACACAUAAUCACGGCCUCAGUCCAAAGAAAGCUCGCUUCUUUCGUUGUAACAGAGAAGUGAGUGAGAUUGUAAAAAGAGUCCUAGAUACAAACGACUUGGCUGGGAUCCGGAUGAAUAAGAGUUUCGGAUCUCUUGUCGUUGGUGCAGGUGGCUUCGAGAACCUCCCGUUUUUGGAAAAGGAUUGUCGCAAUUAUAUAGACAAGGCACGUCAUCUACGACUUGGUGCAGAUCCACGCAGUAGGGCGGCCUACCAGUAUUUCGGUGAUGUCGUCACAUUCGACACCACAUAUCUCACGAAUAGAUAUGGGAUGCCAUUUGCACCAUUUGUUGGUGUCAACCACCACGGACAAUCCAUUCUUUUGGGAGCGGGGUUGAUUUCAAGUGAGGAUACAGAGACCUUUACAUGGUUAUUCCAGACCUGGUUGCAGUGUAUGGAUGGUAUACCUCCAAAAGCUAUUAUUACUGAUCAAGAUAGAGCAAUGAAAAACGCAAUUGCUAUUGUCUUUCCAGAAAGUCGGCAUAGAUUCUGUUUAUGGCAUAUACUGAAAAAAGUUCCCGAGAAGCUUGGGUCAUAUGCUGCCUACAAAAGUGGACUAAAAAGUCACCUAAUGAAAUCUGUGUACGACACUCAAACAAUUGAGGAGUUUGAGAAAUGUUGGGAUGGGUUACUUAACACAUAUGAUUUACAUGAGAAUGUCUGGUUGAAAAGUUUAUAUGAUGAGCGUCACCAUUGGGUACCAGUAUUCUUGAAAGAGCACUUCUGGGCUGGAAUGAGUACAACCCAGCGCAGUGAAAGUAUGAAUGCUUUUUUUGAUGAUUAUGUUCAUGCGAGAACAAACUUGAAGGAGUUUGUCGACCAGUUUGACAGUGCGCUGAGGAAGAAAAUUGAGAAUGAAAACAAUGCAGACUUCCACACAUUUAGUGUCACCAUUCCCUGUAUAUCUAGAUCUCCAAUUGAGAAGAGAUUUCAAGAGUUGUACACGAAUUCUAAAUUUAGGGAAGUCCAGCAGCAAGUAAUGGGUGUGCUCGAUAUGGAUCCUUGUCUACUCAGUAAGGAUGGUGUAAUGAAAACAUAUCUGGUGGAAGAUGAAGUUCGUGUUGAAGAGUUCACUAAGCUUGUGUCCUAUACAGUUAACUUCAAUGUGGAAGACUGCGAUGGAAAGUGUUCAUGUGGGUUAUUCGAGAUGAGGGGGAUAUUGUGUAGGCAUAUUUUAGCCAUCUUCAAAGCUAACGGUAUAAAGUUAUUACCAGACCGGUACAUUUUAGAUCGAUGGAGAAAGGACAUCAAGAGGAGAUACACGUUAAUCCACAGUAGCUAUGAUGCUAGGGAUCAGAGGCCAGAUGGUAAUAGAUAUUCAAGUUUGUUAAAUAUAUGUUAUCAGAUGAUAACUUAUGCAGCGGGAUCCAGUGAGCAGUUUGAAGAUGCAAAAAAGAAGUUAUAUUCAAUGAUUGACCUCUACCGUGAGAAUCAACACCCCCCAUCUAUGACCCAAACAGGUUCAAAUGCUGGUUUUACAACAUUGGACACAAAUGCUGGUGGUAGUUCAAAACCCGUACUAAGUCCAAAUGUUGUGCGAGGGAAAGGAAGACCUCCAUCUCUAAGGAGAGCAUCCAGGAUGGAGAAAGACAUGCGGAAGGUUAAAGCCAAGCAAAAAAAAGCACCAGUCAAAGGGAAACGUAAACAGCGAGAUGAAGGAGAUACACCACUCCCGGAUGUGUGUAGAAAUUUAUUUCGCCCAUCAGAUGUAGAUAUCACCAGUCCUAGACAAAUGCAGCCUGUUCGAGACAGUGGAACCCAGCUCCAGGAAACAGUGAUUGCAAGUCAAGAAAGUAUACAGUUUGGGUUGGAUGGAGAUCAACCGGUACAACAUGGGUUCGAUGGAUCACAACCUGAGCAACUGGAUUAA
Molecule: messenger RNA, 2766 nt
Organism: Juglans regia (Persian walnut)
Lineage: Eukaryota; Viridiplantae; Streptophyta; Magnoliopsida; Fagales; Juglandaceae
Product: protein FAR1-RELATED SEQUENCE 5-like
Exons: 10
Coding region: 1-2766 (921 amino acids)
Molecular function (GO): zinc ion binding
Source: RefSeq, a predicted model, not a curated record